AUGAUGGCCCACCGCGAGCAGCCACAGACGCAGCAGCAUCAAACUCAGUCUUUCCUUCCUGACAGUAGCCUGCCCCAAGAUUUGUUGCUGCUGCAGCAGCUAGCAAUGCAGCAGGCGCAAGGGAAGCUGAGUAGCUUUAGCAACGCAAGGCAGCAGCAGCACCAACAACAACAGAUGCUGCAGCAACACCAACAACUGCUAAUGCUGCUGGAGGCUGAAGCGGCGGGAAAGGCUGCUUUAGCCGCACAAGACCGACAAAAAGCUCAAGUGGCCCGCCGUCAACAGCAGCAACAGCAAUACCAAGAGCAACCCCAGCAACAUCUAAAGCGUCAGUUACAAGAUCCGCAGCGCCGCUGCAUUGCUUCUGAGCUGGAAAUCCAGCACGGGCAGCAGCAAGAGCAGCCUGAUGUCCUGUCAUCAUACCGCUCUAAAAUGGUCCCUGGGACCCUGCAGCCGCAGCAGAAAAAGCAGAAGGAGCCAACUCUUCAGAAAGAGGCCGGAACUGCUGCACGUUCCCCGGGCGCCCUUCAUUUCCGUUCACCAGCGUCAAAGGUGCCAGCAUUUUCUCUUCGGGCCCUAGCAACAACGCAGCAGCAAGUGCAGCAGGACUCUGAGGAGCAGCUAUUGGAGAACAUACAAUCCUCUGACAACUGGAAUGAAGUGCGUCCAAUGAUGCAGCUCCCAGCUAACGCUGCAGAAGGCACAGAGCAACAGCCGCAGCAGCAGCAGCAGCAGCAGCAGUCUGAACUAGAAGAUAUUGUAUCCCGGCAGCAGUCAAUGCAGCAAAGGCUGCUCUUGCAGCAGCAGGCAUUGCCUUCAGGGUAUCAGCAAACUUUCCCAGACACGGCCUUGCAGCACGGAUGGCAGCGUCCAGCUGCAGGUAGUGCUGAUGAGGCGCAAGGAACUGCGACAACAGCAGCAGCUCCAGGAUACACCUACAGGGAGUUGAGCUCAUGGGGACAAGCUGUGUCCCGAAGCACAGCCAGCACUGCCACUGGAGACGACUGCUAUUCGUUUGCAUCUCUUGCUGCUGCAGCUGCAGUACGCAAAGCAGAGCAAGGCCUGAAAGUGCCCACUCCUGAAAGCCUGCAGAGACAGCAGAAGCCACUAACACAGCAGCAGCAGCCCCAGGUUCUGCAAAAGCUGCCACAGCAGUCUUUAACCCGUCAAGGUCACGAGCUUUUGCAAGCAGUGGAGCUGCUUCGACAGCAGCAUCAGUACCAACAACAGGGUGAACAUGAAAGGAAGGAAGCAAAUUGGGCGCUUCAGCCUGAAAGGUGCAGCGCAGAGGUGGCGCCUGCCGUUUCACCUUUCGGCAGCUAUAGCCUAAGAGAACUGCAGAACCGCAUGACGGCUCUGACACUGCAACCGCAGCAGCAGCAGCAAGAAGAAGAGCCACUUGAGCAAACGCGGCAGCGGCAACAGCAUCAUCUCGAACAGCACCGACAGAUAGAGGGCCUCUUGGCGCGACUCUCCCGGGAGCAGGCGGAAGGCAUUGGUAAGCAACUGGGUGGAGACAGUCUAUCUUCCGUGGACACACAGCAGCAACAGCAACACCAACAGCAAAUUGAGCAGCAACAGCUCUUUCCUAAACUACAGCUCCCCAGUGGAGUGACUGGAACAGCGCCUGCAAGCUACAGACUUGGAAAAAGCCCUUUGCAUCGCCCCGACGGUGAAGACACCCCCUGCGUUCAGCACAGUGCAAGUCACCCCACUUCUGCAGCAAUACGGGAGCAGCAGCAGCAGCACCGGUGGCACGACUUCUUGCAGUAA
Eimeria tenella is the source of this 1773-nucleotide messenger RNA. Its product is annotated as zinc finger (CCCH type) protein, putative. NCBI's taxonomy places the organism in Eukaryota, Apicomplexa, Conoidasida, Eucoccidiorida, Eimeriidae. Bases 1 to 1773 code for a protein of 590 amino acids. The record is from RefSeq and is a predicted model, not a curated record. The transcript is spliced from 2 exons.